AUGUCUGCCUUUCAGAAACCUCCACAUAAGGGACGUGGUAGUGUUCAUCGGGACAAGAUCAACUCCACUUCAGAUCCCUUGGAACCUACUGUCAGCUACAGACAGGCUGUCAAUAUUCUUCUAGGGGAUCAGAUCAGUAAUCUCGAGAAACACACAGAGAGGGGGAUAGACUAUGUUGAAAGGUUUAGCAGUUUCGUCAAAGAUAGACAGAAAAUUGAAAUUGAAUAUGCCAGCCAACUCAAGAAACUACACAAGAACUACUUACCGAGGAAGAAAGAAGAAGAAGAUUACAAGUACACGGCGCUUCACGCCUUCAGACAGAUUCUCUCCGAAGUGAACAGUAUCGCCAACCAACACGAGCUGAUCGGAGAGUACCUGGUUACCAAUGUCCUCAAGGAGGUCCAAGCGCUCAUUACCGAGCUGAGGUCGGAACGGAAGAAAUAUCUCCAAGAAUUCAAGCAAGAGGAUAAUAACCUGGAGAAGUCCAUCCGCAAGAUGGAAUCGACCAAGAGUACCUAUAAACACAGCCAUGAAGCAUGGAUGACUUCUAAGACUAACUUUGAGAGAGCUAAUGAGGAUAUGAACCAAACAAAGGCACAGGUUGAAAAGUACCGAGCAACAAUGAACGGCAAGAAUUCGCAAAAAUGUGAAUGCAAAGACAACUACAUCCUCCAGCUCGACAACACAAACAAAGACCAGAGAGACUUCUACUACACAAAAAUACCACAAAUAUUCACCAAAAUUCAAGAAAUGGAUGAGAGGAGGAACCAGCGCUUGGGGGAGUUCUACAUCUCUUACGCGGAAGGUCAUCGGCAGGUCAUUCCCCUGAUCAAGAACUGUCUGGAAACAAUGACCAUUGAGGCAGAGAAGGUUGAUCCGUCCAAAGACACCCAGAAGACUAUUGAAAAGUACAAGUCGGGUUUGAUCCCGCCCGACGACUUUCCCAUGCAGGAUUUGGACGACCCGAACGCAAACGGGCCGGACCCCGACACUGUGUCGAUCAAUAGCGUCAGCAGUGCCAACGGGGUCACUGGCAAGGCCUUUGAAAAGAAAAAAAAAGGAAAGGGGGGACGUUUCCUUCCCAGAAAGAAAGGCCUAGGUCGUGAGGAGGAUAAGGACCCGUCGCGCCCCUCGACCAGCAUCAAGAUGAAAAUCCCACACACACCAUCCUUUAGACGCAAGAGACCACUCUCCUUUUUUCAGGAGGAGCCUAAAGAAGAUUUCAGUCACUUGCCACCAAACCAGCAGUCCAAGAAACUGAAGGAGAAACUGGACGAACUCAACAGUCUUAUAGAAUCGGAAGUCAAAUCAAAAGAAGGGUUGCAGAGGAUGAGAGAAGUAUACACAAAGAACCCCACAUUGGGCGACCCAGCCAGUGUAGACAAGCAACUGGCAGACAUAGGCAAGAAGAUGGAUAACCUACGAAUGGAACUAGCUAAGUAUCAGAAAUACAUGGGACACUCUCCAUACAAAAAUAACUCUCUUCCAGGUGGCUGCGAGCUGACCGUGACGCCUGCAGAUAAAAAUGGGCAAAACGAUGAUACUGAUACUGAUACUAGCGAACCGAAGGGCCAUCGGCAAAGCGUUCUAGCCGAGAUAAAGAACUAUUUAGCUCAUGCUGAGGGCAAACCCAUCCCCAUCACCCCUCAGACCACACCCAUGAGCACACCCCAGGGCACCCCCCAGCAGCCAUCCAAGACACACGACCCAGUCCAGUCAGAAUCGGAGAGACUCCCUCCAAGCGGGGCGGAGACACCGCAGACUAUCACUGAGCAUGACGGACAGAACUCGUCUGGAGAACCACUCAGCCCUGGUUGGGGAGGACAAAAUAGCUUCGACGAACAAGAGGAGCCUAUUGGAAAAUGUCGAGCAGUCUAUGAAUUUAAACCUGAUGAUGAAAAUCUAUUAAGCAUGGCGCAAGGAGAAGAACUGGAGCUGAUAGAGAAAGAUAGCGGGGACGGAUGGACAAGGGUGCGUCGGGCGGAUGAAGAGGGCUAUGUACCCACCUCUUACAUCGAGCUCUUGUAAGAAUACUUUGAAAAUCACUAUGUGGGACUGAGCAGAGAACACGAAUCCUUUGUUGAACACACACUGCAGAUCAACAUGCGGGACUAUGAGAAUGUGAACGGUACACUAUCUGUAUUUUGAAGGAACAAAACUUUUAGAGAGCAGACAGAGGAGUCGGAAUAUAGACGUGUAUCUGGAAAUGUGGAAUCAAUGAGCGUUGGUGACCGAAGGAAACAUUUGAAAGAAUGAAAUAUCAGCCUGGCAAUUUGUCGGCCAUGUUGGAUAGUUGUGCAAGAUCUGCUCAUGGCAUUGUCAUUACUUCGGAAUUGCAUAGUUGAGAUUCUGAGGUGAUUUGAAAAUUUCCUGCUGAAGUUGUCGCAAAUACGGAUCAGAUUGAUUGACUGGAUGCAUGUAAAACAUUGUUUUUGAAGAAAAGAAUGCGGGCACGAAUUCCAGGUUGUGCCACAAAAACUGAAUAAUGCAUUUUAUGUAAAUGAUAAAUACACGCUGAUUUCAUUGUUCCCUCCGUAAAACAGCAUCGCAUCAAUAAUAUUAGCAAAAACAUAGGCUUUAGAUACUCACUGAUCGAUAUUAUGCUUUGAAUAUAAUAUGGUAUGCUACAAGCAGCUACACUCAUAUUUGAAACAAGUAAUGCUUUGAUUAGGUAGUCUUAUGUGUUGGCCAGUAUAGAAAUAUAUAUUGCCGAAGGAGGUUCAGGGCCCCGUCUUACAAAGAGUUACGAUCUAUGGAAAUCCAUCAGUGUCAUUAUUUUUUCUACAGGAAAUUUGCAAAAUGUCCUUUGUAAGCAAAGGAGAACACACCAAAUUGUCAAGAAAUCAAUGAAUUUAUGGAUAUACAUUCAUAUCUAGAAUUUUUUUUGAAGAAACAUGCAUUUUAUAUGUUGACACUGCUGGCCGUCCAUAGUUGCGAUUGAUUAACUCUUUGUAAGAUGGGGCCCUGGUUUCAUACGUGUACCUGAUGGAUAAUGGUCAUGUGCAUGUCACUUAGGGCUCUUUAGCAAGUCCUUCUUACAGUGUUAUAUAUAUUUGUAAAGAUUAGAAUCUGAGCUCAACUGAUCCUAAAUAAGAUUUCUGAAAAUGGAUACUGCGAUCUCGACCAUCACACAGCUCGCAUCACCCGAGAGGAAUAGAUGUGUGCAAAUGUUUGUGUUACAUGGCAUUGUGCACCUUGUGUGUGAAAAUAAGUCUUUAUGGAUCAUAUUCAUUUGCAUAAGGGAAGUGGUAAUGGUAUUUAAUCACGUCAUGUUUUGGAACGUGAAAUUCUCCAUGUCAAAUGCGCAUCUUAUUCCGAGAAAUCAGAUCUGGGAGAUGUUCAAAUAUAAGCAAAAAUUUUUGCAUUACAAUACCAGUCAACUACUAGACUUUUGGGAUUGACAAAUCUUUACUGAAACAUUAGUAAAACAAGAACAAUAAUUAGGCAUAGAAGAAAUUAUUUCAUUGAUUAUAGGAAUAGCGUUAGACCCUUAUUCAAGCAUUGUAAUAACCAUGUUGUCAAUAGCACUGUGUAUUGCAAGUACAUGUUCAUCAUUUUGAGAGUUAAGUGUCUUUCAUUUUAUCUUGCAAUUAUUAGGAAAUCAGAUUCAGUAUAAUGUGAACAAAGUUUUUUAAAUACUUAUUUGAUUGUUUUGUGUGUUUUAAUGCUGAGAGGAUGAAGCAGCUUUGAUAUCAAGAAGUUUAGCUAUUUGCCCUAUGAAAGAAUACACCGCACUUUUAAAAUAAUGAAAUAAAAAAAAAAGUUAUUAAUCCUUAUUCAAUUGGUAAUAUUGUUUGCAAAAUGAAAGGAUUAUCUUGCCAGUGUGUUUUACUUUAUUUCUUCAAAACUAUUCAUAUAAACUCUUUAGACAAAUUCAUGAUAAAAUAUUUGUAGGCCUUGCUUUGCUAUUUCAUAACAUUUUUCUGACAAUUAGCAUGGUUUUAAAAUUUAAAACGUAAGUGGUAGUCUGUUGUAAUAAUAUUCCUAAACUAAUCAACUUAGACCAGGAUGUAACAUCCACAUCUUAAUUAGAUGAAAUAAUAAAUACACUGUCACGUGAUGUACUAAUAUACAUGUAUGAGAAGGAUUUGUUACUGCAUUUAUAAUUUCUCCAAUAUAAAUGAAACGUAACAACUUUCACUGUUGAAAGGACAGAUCCACCUUUGUGAAAUGUAAUUUAUAAGAUCUAUAUAAAUAUAUUGUACUAUAUAUCAUUCCUCUCCAAUAUAAUGUAUAUUAAUUGUUAUCAUUGUGUAUGUACAGUUUACAUACAUAUAUAUAGUUAAUCAGCACAACACACACGGCAAUCUGUCAUGUUAUUCCACAUUCACAUCCCAAUGGGCUCGGGAACGCAAGCUUUAGCAAUAGGUUAAAGAACAAAUUUUUUUAAAUGAUGAUUUGUAUUAAUAUUUGAGUCUGGUUGUUAUUCCCAUCAUUAAAAAUCCUUAAUUAAUCAGUUACCACACCAUCAUGGCAUUUCUUUUGUAGUUGAAAUUCUAUAUAUGAAUUGUGAUCUGUAGAGUAAUUUUAUGAAUUUACUGAUGUAUACUAAUUAUAGUCUGACUUGACUGUCGGUAUUUAUUUCUAAAGUGAAAUUUCUGGCUUUCUUAUGUAAUAGCCCCACCCCUUUGUCUUCCGUAAAAUAUUAGAUGCCCAAACUUAAAGGGAGUAAGAAGAGGAUAUAAUUUGGUCAUGAAUCAUUGUAUUUCAUUUAUUUGUCUGUUUAGUAAUCUCAAAAUAUUGUCAAGAAUGCCCCAAUAAAACACGGUGCUUGCACUUUGAUUGUUUAGAGGAAAAGAACUUUUGUAUAAUUACAAGAAAAACCUAUUUCAACUGAAUAGUUCUUUUAUUAAGGCAUCACCUCGCAACAGUGGUUUAGUAUUUUGCUCAUUUUAUCUUGUCAAUGGACGGAGUGUGUAGAUAUAGUAAUUACUAUUAGUAUCUCUAAACAACAAUGAUAUUACAAUUGUAAUCAUGUAUUUUUUUUAUUGAAACACAUGUGUGUGUUCAUGUGCAAAUAUAUUUGUUGUCUAAUCGUUUGUAGAUAUUUCAUUACUACUGUACUGUGAUAUCUGAAUAUGAUUUUUCAAUUUGAGUGUAUAUUUUAUUUACACAUUUAUUGGGGAAUGUUCAUUUCCAGAAAUUAAUGGUUCAGUUUUUGAUUGGGAAAGGGUUUUGUUUAGGUCCCGUAUGACAGCAUUGUUACUCUAUGUAGCCAGCAACCCCCCCCCCCCCUACACAUUUCUUUGUGAUGCUUAAAAGACAUCUCUAUUUCACAAUCUUCAUAUUAUGGAGAUAUCAGAAAAUGGACAAAUUAAUGCUUGUUUUUCCACUCUCUCAUUGGCGUGCUGAUAGAGGUAUUAACAUUCAUAAAUCUAUAAUAGGAAUUAUUUAUUGUGUCAUAAUGGUCAUUGCUGCACCUACAAGAAUAAGUUCCCCCUUGUGUCCCUUUUUCCCCCUUUCCUGUAUCAUGAACACGUAUCUGUUGGUGAAAAGAUUAUUAAGCAACCAAUUUAAACAGGUACUUGUCAAUAAAUGUAAUCAUCAUUUUACAUCAAACCAA
Messenger RNA from Lytechinus pictus (painted urchin), 5563 nucleotides. Its product is annotated as formin-binding protein 1-like. The coding region runs from base 1 to 2028 and encodes 675 amino acids. Gene Ontology annotation, molecular function: protein binding. NCBI's taxonomy places the organism in Eukaryota, Metazoa, Echinodermata, Echinoidea, Temnopleuroida, Toxopneustidae. The record is from RefSeq and is a predicted model, not a curated record. The transcript is spliced from 18 exons. Gene Ontology annotation, biological process: signal transduction.